AUAAUUUUGGAGAGUGAUGAAAGAAUCAUAAAAAAAAAACCUAAUUGAUUCUAAAAAAAAAAAAGGUUUAAUAACAAUCAAACAUGUCGGAUUAACAUGUAUUAAAUUUCUGCCUGAGCUCUGUAGGGUCAAUGUCCAAGCAAGCAGGUUCCUCCCACCAGCUGAUACCACUUAGCCGGCUGAUUAGGGGGACAAACAGGUGGGAUGCAAAACUACAAGUGAUCCUCUCCCUUCAGCAGAGGUUUUCACUAAUUUCUCCUAUAUGCCUGUGUUUUAGAAAGCAAAUAAACAAAGGGGGGAAAAAAGCAUAAUAAAAGAAAGCAUUUUUUGUUGCUGUAUGUUUAGCCCACAGAAGGAGGUCCCACUGAGCUUUUAGUGGUUAUUAGUCGAGCUUCACACUAGGAGGGGCUGAGCUUCCAGCCAGAGCCCUCAACCGGUCACUCUCUGUUCACAAACAUCGGAGUAAGUCUCUGUAAUUGAAGAGAAAAGAAAGGCUGAAACGAAAGGCUAGACCAAGAAUCUGUACCAGUUAUGGACAGUUUCCUGGAUAAUCUCUCAAAAUCUGAAUUUGUAAGCAUUUGUGUUCAAGAACCAAGACUUCACAAAGAUGACCUUUGGCACACUUAUGUCGACUACGAGAUCUGUUUACAUACCAACAGCAUGUGUUUUCGAAAAAAGGCUUCUUGUGUAAGGAGGCGUUACAGUGACUUUGUUUGGCUGCGCAAUUGUCUGCAGAGAAAUGCUCUGAUAAUAGAAUUGCCCAAACUGCCACCUUGGAACCCCUUUUUUAGUUUGAAGAACAAAGAGCAGGUAUCCAAGAGAAUGAACGGCCUACAGGAGUUUUUAGAAAAAGUACUUCAGAAUCCCCUACUGUUAUCAGACAGUCGGCUCCAUCUCUUCCUGCAGUCGGAUCUCAGCAUCACAAAGAUUGAAAGGUGUGCGCUUGGUAAGACCAGGUACACGGUAGCUGAGGCUAUUCAACAGUCCAGAGGUGGAUUUUAUAGCGGUUCAGAUGACAAGAAUUCUUGUGACUCGGAUUGUGAAAGCUCUGCAUCUUCGGGUCUGGGAUUAAGCAUAGACUCCAAGGCUCAAGAAAGUCCUGUCCUCUUCCAUCAUUCAUCUGAAAGAGAUCCAUAAUGGUGUGGUCUCUUAGAAUUUGUAUUGAAACCAUAACGUCUUCCUUCUGAGUAUAAAUCAUUGUUUGCUGUUUGUGAUGCACCUUCCAGCUCUUUGUAUCCACCAAAAGGUGCAUAGAUUUUAUUUCUAAUAUCCUGCUUAGGCCAUCAUUUUUUAUAAUGUGCCUCAUUGUACUAUGAUGUAAAGACCUCACUUAUUGAAGUGCUAUAUUUGUCGGGGGGGAUUGAUUAUAUUUAAAAAAAAUGUAUAAUGAAUGUCAUGGAGAAAUCUUAAAUAUUUCUGAUACAUUUUAUUUGUGCUCAAUGUUGCCCUGUUUUGGCAAGCACAUUUUGAAUUUUUUUUUUAUAUUCACUUCUUUGUUUAUGAUCUGCCAAAGGAUAAAUA
Messenger RNA from Cyprinodon tularosa, 1521 nucleotides. It is a transcript of the gene snx10a, whose product is annotated as sorting nexin 10a. Gene Ontology annotation, molecular function: phosphatidylinositol binding. The transcript has 8 exons. Bases 532 to 1137 code for a protein of 201 amino acids. Gene Ontology annotation, biological process: intracellular protein transport. The record is from RefSeq and is a predicted model, not a curated record. NCBI's taxonomy places the organism in Eukaryota, Metazoa, Chordata, Actinopteri, Cyprinodontiformes, Cyprinodontidae.